Messenger RNA from Fibroporia radiculosa, 4950 nucleotides. RefSeq lists its product as uncharacterized. Gene Ontology annotation, biological process: protein polyubiquitination; DNA damage response. Bases 1 to 4950 code for a protein of 1649 amino acids. Gene Ontology annotation, cellular component: nucleus. The record is from RefSeq and is a predicted model, not a curated record. Lineage: Eukaryota; Fungi; Basidiomycota; Agaricomycetes; Polyporales; Fibroporiaceae. The transcript has 21 exons. Gene Ontology annotation, molecular function: metal ion binding; ATP binding; ubiquitin protein ligase activity.
AUGCGACUCGGGAAUACUAUUCACAUUCAGCCCCUCAUUGACCCGGUGAUUGAUCAGCGUAAUGUGGACCUUGAAGCUGUCUUGUCUUUACUGAAGCAGUCUCGAGUGGCCACAAGCAAAGGAAAGAAACGCGCUGCUCCACCAACACCCCCUGGUCCCAAUAAGCGCGCACGUAUAUCACCUUCAAAGACUGAACAUCUAAACAGCCAAAAUCGAGCGAGUGAAGACCUAGAAACUAUCUGUGUUUAUCGCCAUGUCCUAGAUAUUCGGUACGAAUGUUUUGUGCCUAGUCACGACGUGGGGACGGUCGAGUUUGCGCAGGAGGCCGAGCUCGCGGCGCGUUGUUCGAUUCAGGCAGCAGUUACCACCGCGUCUAUUGAAGCUGAUGAAGAUGUAGAGUUCGUAGAGGACGAUUGUCGAGAAGAGUCUCCCGGAUCUCGUGAGGAAGUCGGAGUAGAGUGUGUAGGCGUGGUAAAGCUUUCAAGAUGGCUUAAAGAGCAUGUUGCAUCGCAGGAGGGAUCUCACAGCUUUGACUUGGGUUCAAUGCACUUGGAAGUCAACAAGCCCCAGAAACGCUCCGGCGGCAAAUCCGUGUUAACAGCAUGUAUGCAAGAAAACCGGUCGUACGUGCUGACUGUCCCAGGGGUGGACGAUACUUUUGAUACAGCCGCACACGACAUACGGCUCCAACAUCUCGCUGAUCCUCUUAGUGCCUUCCACGUCCUGGAGACGGCAGGCCGUGCUGAGGUCAAUGUGAACGCGUAUUUGCACUACUCGAACGACGGUGCAAUAGUCAGUUACCCAGGUGUGCUUGUGUUUCGCAUAUGUUUAGAGGUCGAAAUAUCCCUGAUUUCUCCAACAAUUUUCGAGCCUAUCAUCGAACCCUCCAAACAGCGCGCGAGUGAUGUCGAGGAAGCGCAGCGCCGUGCUCUCCUCCAUAUUUUCCCUUCGACUGGGCCAUAUCCCACCUCAUUCCACAGUGCAACUGACGUUCCAUUUCUUUAUUCGAUUCUUGGACCGGCUCCGCGCUUGCGAACGUCUCAGGAGGAGCUGCUUGCACAGCCCAAGGCUCUUCUUCCUACAUUGCUCCCUUUCCAGCGGCGAAGUGUCGCAUGGAUGCUCUCUCGCGAGGCCACAGGCUUCUCUGAGUGCGGUGCCAUCAUACCCGACGCUGAAGUGCCCAAGGCAUCUGCGGCGUCAAGCAAACUUCCGUUGUUUUGGGAGGAAGUGUCACUGGGAGUAGAUGCGGUUUGGUAUAAUCGUUUGCGAGGUAUCAUAUCUCGCAACGUGCCGGAGAAACAGGAACCAGCACUGGGGGGUAUUCUAGCUGAAGAACCCGGCCUCGGGAAGACACUGGAAUGUAUUGCACUAGUACUGCUCAAUCCUUCAAUUGGACGCGAUCCUAGCAACAGUCGCUGGGAUCCCGAAUCGAAGCUGUCGGUAAAAGAAAUCAAGACCACGUUAAUCGUUACUCCUGGAUCGUUGGCGCGUCAAUGGGCGGACGAACUUGCUCUUCAUGCUCCGACGUUAAAAGUGCUCAUGUAUGACGGCUGGUCUAAAACACCAAUUCUCGCACAAGCUCUCAAACAGCAGUUGAAGUUGGGAGCUAUACAAUCAAAAAAGAAGCUCAAAGGACAUAGCAAGUCAAGAUCUUCCACACCGGCCGCGAGAACGAAACGCUCGUCUAGGGCGCCUGCAAGCGAACUUGGGGAUGGGAGCACGGAUCCCACUGUAGAUGCAAAAGACGAAGAUGACGCGCCGUUUGACUGGUGUACAUAUGUUCAUACAUUCGAUGUGUGCAUCACGACGUACGCUGUGCUACAACAGGACCUUGGGGUUGCUCGUCCACCUCCUACGCGACCCCGUCGUGCGGGUACGCAAUAUAGUGAUAUAGCGCGGGCACGGAGUCCUCUCGUCAAGUGCCAAUGGUACAGAGUUAUCAUGGACGAAGUGCAGAUGGUAGGCGGCGGCAAGGCUGAAGAGAUGGUCUCGCUCAUCCCAAGGGUUUCGUCGUUUGCUGUGUCGGGUACCCCAGCUCGCGCGCAGACAGCGGAUUUGAUCCAUGUUGUGAAAUUCCUACGUAUUGACGAAGUCGUGAAAUAUCCCCGCGUCUGGCUUCGAUUGUUACAACCUGCAUAUGUCAAUGAGUUUACGUCCUUGUUCUGUCGCUAUGCAAUCAGAACGGUCAAAGCUGCUGUCAGUGAAGAACUGACCAUCCCCCACCAAACACGGUAUCUUGUGCCCAUUGAACUGGGUCGAAUUGAACGCCAUGUUUACAAUCAGAACUUUGAAAAUGCUUUGCUAGAUCUUGGUCUAGAUGCCCGUGGGGUCGCUGUGAGAGCAGAUUGGGAGCUUGAUACAGCUGCUCUGCGCUUCUGGCUUCGGAAGCUUCGCGGGAUCUGUACGCAUCCACAAGUGGGCCAGUUGCUGAACAAUGCAGACAAGCUGCAUAAGCCUGGUGUGUUGAAGACCAUAGGCGAGGGCAUGCGCGAACAGAAUUGGCGAAACUUGAUGGAAGACCGUCGCAACAAGGUUCAAAUGAUGUCUACCUUAGCCCAGCUUCAACAACGAGAUGAGGCCCAACCGGACCGUUAUCGUCUUGCCCUGGAUAUACUCAUAGCAGCUGAGAAGGAGGCCCUCCAGUUGAUUGGGGAAGUGAAAGCCGCUCUCGCGGAGCAUGGCCGUCGAGGAGAAGCUCUGAAGCCAGAUAAUGAAUGCUCAAGAGCGACCCAUGGCUUGGCUACACCCGGUUUGAAUGGGAAAGGAAAAGCGCGAGCUUCGAGCGUCGACUCGGCAUUGUCCGAUCUGUCGGACUCGGACGAUGAAGGUUUACCUCGCAAUCCUGCGAGGGAGGAGCAUGCUGUAAAAAGGGGUGCUCUGCAGAAUCGUCUGAGAGAAUGCUGGAUCUCGCACCAUAAAGUACUGUUCCUGAAAGGUGAUGUAUACCAUGUUCUCGGCGAAUCAUAUGCGGAUGCCGAGAAUCAAGCAUAUGCGGACGCUGAAGAUCUGAGGCGGUUGUUGUUGAAAGGGACGGAGCAAGCAGCGGCACGAGCUAUGACCCAGCUGAAUCGUGAUACAUCAAUGAAAUUACUCACCGAGAACGACUUGUACAUCGGAGCCUCAUAUUUAGAUCAAGGCGGUAUUCGAUCUGCGGCGCUAAUGGAAGAAGCAAAUGAGAUCAUAGAAGGACUUCUCAAUGAACAGUCGGCCUUGCUUUGGCAAUGGAGACAGAAGCUCAUUGUCCUACUGACUCAGUCACUUACGGCUAACAACCAAGACGCGGAUGGCCAGGAGUAUGCUCGGAGUCUGGAGACCCAAGGCGAGGCCGAGGCCUACUUGCAAGCAUACGCGGCAUUACUUGCGGAUCGAAGGGAAGCCCUCACUGCGGAACGUACCCUUCUAGCUACGCACGACGUACGAGAAAAGUUUUCUCGCCAUACCAAAGCAGCCCAGAAGGCCGCCGGUGCGGUUUUUGAAGACGUGGUGAUGGUCCCGCUCGAACCGCUCGGGGAAGAGCAUAAUCUUCCUGAACACGAGGUCUUGUUGAGGUCCUUAAACGAGGAGCGGAAAGUUCUUCUGGAAGAAUUUGAUCCUCAGAGGGCCGUCAAAUCUGUAAUGGUCGACUUGCACAAUAUCGCAGCGCGCAUUUACAAACAGGAUGAUCCCGAGGGGUUUCUCAUCAGAGAUGCAGUGAAAAGGUUGCGCACGCUACUCGCCGAUCAGGCAAAAUUGAUGGACAGACUACAGGCAGAUCUAGGACAGCUUCGCAAGGCGUUCAAUGAGCGCAUAUCCUACUUCCGUCAACUACAAGAGAUUUCGGAUACUGUCGCUGAGGCGGCCUGGGAGGGCGAUGUCGCUGAUGCCAUUGUCAAUAUUCAUACUGAAAACCGAGACUUGGAGACAAAAAUCAACACUAAUCGCGCUAGGCAACGAUAUCUUGACUACCUCGCCAAGUCUCAAGAGGAAGGGACGGUGGACGAAGACGAACGAUGCUGUGUCCUCUGCCGGUCCGAGUUUACCCGUGGAUACAUUACACCUUGUGCACAUGUUUUCUGUGAGUCGUGCUUGAAGGAGUGGCGGUUCUCGUUGAAGAAGAAUGCCGACCAAGCGCCCCCUGGUCCUGUCAGGCUCGUCAACAACGAGCUCGUUCCAAUGUCAAGACGAGAAAUUAAUUACAAUGUCGUUGAUCCCACGCUCUUUGAGGAUAUUCAAGCGAUGGAAUCGUUCGGAAGCUAUGGAAGCAAGAUUCAAACACUUGUACGACAUCUGUUGUACCUGCAAAUCACUGAUUCGGGAGCGAAGAGUAUCAUUUUCUCGGCGUGGGCUGAUUCUUUGCUUAUUAUCCAGCAUGCACUUGCGCAUAAUGGCAUUGAGUCUAUCAGAAUUGACCAGCACAAGGGCAAAGAAAGCGCAGCAAACCGAUUCCGAUUGGACCCUAGCAUUUCAGUCCUUCUCCUACACGGCGAGCGCGAAAAUGCUGGGCUGAAUGUGACUUGUGCUUCGCGUGUAUUCUUGGUUGAGAGUGUCGUCCAUCACGGGUUUGAGCUCCAAGCGAUUGCGCGAAUCGACCGUAUGGGUCAGACCCGACCCACAGAGGUGUACUGCUAUUACGCUGAAGAGACUGUGGAGCGGAACAUCCUCGAUCUUGCCGCAAGACAAGGGCAAUCUCUGUACACGAAGGAUAAUUCGGCCGGAACGCUGGAUGUGACUCCUUUCGCGCUCCCCUCGAACCAGAAAGCGGUGGACAUGCCUGCGAAGAAGAUGCAGAAGGGUGAUUUCGUGUUCAAGACGGAUGACAUGCUUGCGAUAUUCUUCCCGCACCUCUAUGAGGAUCUAGAGUAUCUGCUACCGCCUGAGGACGCCCCAAACACUGAACCUGAACAAGCCCAGAUGCAAAUGGCGAAAGAGCCGGAGAAUGCAGUUGCGGGUCCGUCAAGGUUGUCUGCUUGA